AUGCAACACGCGUCGCAGCACUUCGACCGCGUGACCAUUCUGUCCAUCAGCGUAGUUUACCGCUCAUCCAUUGUCGAGAUCGGCCGCCGCUUUCUGAACCGUGCCGUUCUCCCCAAUCUCACGCGCCUGGGCCUCGUAUCCCAAGAGACGGAUGACACGUCCGCAUUUGUGGACGACGACGACGACCACAUGAGUCGUUAUGAGAAAUGCACUGCCCACCCCGAGUUCCCCGAACUGCGUGAGCUCCAGAUCGACGCGAGGAGCUUCUUCGACCUCUACCUCUGCGAUACGGAAUAUCCAUGCAACCAGUUCAAAUUGCGACUCACGAAGUACGGAGCGGCGGCAGACACCCACUCUAAGUACGAGAGCGCGAACAUGUUGGAUCUCAUUGACGCUCUAAGCGAGCUGAGCAGGGCGGUGAACACGUUUGACCUCGAGAUUGAAGACGUUGCAACCCCUCCAGACGAUUUAGGAUGGGGGCACAAAGCCUCAUAUCCACGGAUCGAAAACAUAGCUUCGGUCAAGCUCGUCAACAUUCAAGGCCCUUUUGUCUCGACGCUCUUUGAUUGCAUGUCAGAGGCUCCCGAGUCGACAAUAAUCGAGAGAUGCGAGGUCAAGGAACACACUGUCAUGAAAGGCGAGGAACUGCGUCUCGUGGGCAUCUCCGGCCCGUCGUUGCUGUACCUAGUAGGAUUCUGGGAAGGUCUGAGCUUAUCUGUCAAGGACUGCUCAGGGUUCAACGACGAUUUCCUUGAUGCCUUAUCAAAGCACAGUCGCGGUGUCACUUGCUCUAACAUGGAGAGCCUUGAAGUCGAAGGGUGCACUGCGUUUUCUGCCGAGAUGCUCAGAGACACAUGCGACAUACGCGAUAACAUCGAACAGUUGACAGUAUCUGAUGGACCGGAGCUCAAUGAAGUUCAGAGGAUGUGGUUCGAGGAUAACUUUGACAGGUUUUAUUGGUCCGAAAUGAAGUAG
Messenger RNA from Coniophora puteana RWD-64-598 SS2, 975 nucleotides. RefSeq lists its product as uncharacterized. The record is from RefSeq and is a predicted model, not a curated record. NCBI's taxonomy places the organism in Eukaryota, Fungi, Basidiomycota, Agaricomycetes, Boletales, Coniophoraceae. The transcript has a single exon. Bases 1 to 975 code for a protein of 324 amino acids.